AUGUCGGAGUUUGACGAAUUUGAAAGACAGCUCUCCGAAAACAAACAAGAAGCCACCAAGCUUUUAAACGCUGAACGAGACAAAGAAAACAGGCACCACAGGCGUUCUGCCUCCCGUAGCCGCAGCAGAGACAGAAAACGGAGAAGCAGAGACCGGGAGAGACGCAGUCGGGAUCGCCGUGGAGACAGCAAAGAGCGCAGGCACAGACGCAGCUCACCAACCAGCUUUCCUCAGGACAAUGCUGGAAGUCGCUCCCCUCAUCGUGAGAAGAAAAAGAAGAUCAAGAAGUAUUGGGAUGUUCCACCCCCUGGUUUUGAACACAUUACACCCAUGCAGUACAAAGCCAUGCAGGCUGCGGGUCAGAUUCCUGCCACAGCACUCUUACCGACCAUGACUCCAGACGGACUGACUGUGGCUCCCACCCCUGUGCCUGUUGUUGGCAGCCAGAUGACAAGACAGGCUCGCCGUCUUUAUGUGGGCAACAUCCCCUUUGGCAUUACAGAGGAGUCUAUGAUGGAUUUCUUCAAUGCCCAAAUGCGAUUAGGUGGUCUCACACAGGCUCCUGGAAACCCAGUCCUGGCUGUACAAAUCAACCAAGACAAGAACUUUGCCUUUCUUGAGUUCCGUUCAGUGGAUGAAACGACACAGGCCAUGGCGUUUGAUGGCAUCAUCUUUCAAGGUCAGAGUCUGAAGAUUCGGCGUCCUCAUGACUACCAGCCGCUGCCUGGCGUCAGUGAAAACCCCAGUGUUUAUGUACCAGGUGUUGUUUCAACAGUGGUUCCGGACUCGGCCCACAAGCUCUUCAUUGGUGGUUUGCCCAAUUAUCUGAAUGAUGACCAGGUGAAGGAGUUAUUGACUUCAUUUGGCCCACUAAAGGCCUUCAAUCUUGUGAAGGACAGUGCCACUGGCCUUUCCAAGGGAUAUGCAUUUUGUGAAUAUGUCGACGUCAACCUUAAUGAUCAGGCAAUAGCUGGGCUCAAUGGAAUGCAGCUCGGAGACAAGAAGCUCUUGGUGCAAAGAGCUAGUGUGGGCUCCAAGAAUGCCAGUUUGACCACCAUAAAUCAGACCCCAGUGACACUGCAGGUGCCGGGUCUGAACAGCUCGGUGACAUCGAUGGGCGGCCUGCCCACAGAGGUGCUCUGUCUGAUGAACAUGGUGGCCCCAGAAGAGUUGAUCGAUGAUGAGGAGUACGAGGAGAUUGUGGAGGAUGUCAGGGAAGAGUGUGGCAAGUAUGGCCAAGUCAAGAGCAUUGAGAUCCCUCGACCUGUGGAUGGUCUGGACAUACCAGGCACCGGCAAGAUCUUUGUGGAGUUCACCUCAGUUUUUGACUCCCAGAAAGCCAUGCAGGGAUUGACGGGGAGGAAGUUUGCCAACAGGGUGGUGGUGACCAAAUACUGCGACCCAGACGCAUAUCACCGCAGAGAUUUCUGUGUCGUGGAUCAGAGGCUGGCGUCUUUACGGAUCUGCAGGAAGAUCGGAGCUUUUACAUGCCUUGAGUCCCCACGGCUGAUUCUGCAGUACACUCAGCCGUUCACGCCCCCUGGUGAACUACAGCAAAUCAGACAUCUGGACAGGAAACAGACGCUGGCUCUGCUCCCAAACCCAAUUUAG
Messenger RNA from Knipowitschia caucasica, 1611 nucleotides. NCBI's taxonomy places the organism in Eukaryota, Metazoa, Chordata, Actinopteri, Gobiiformes, Gobiidae. The record is from the annotation of a GenBank genome assembly.